AUGCGCGCGUCCGCGGCGGUGUCUAGGCUCAUAUUGAUUACCGGUGACAUUCUUAUCAAUACACCCCGGCGAGCGACCGCUUCACACAACACCCAAAAGAAACAGGAACGUUUCUUCGCGCGCUUCGAACGCAACGCAACGAAAAAAGAGGCGGGGACUCGUCGCCUCAGACGGAGACCAAUAGCCUUCAGGCUGCAGCGGCGCGCGGCCAAUAGCGCCGCGAGGCUGGGGCGGGCGCGCGCGCGCGGCCGCGCCUUCCACAGGCACAGGCUUUUUAUUUAUUGUUGCGCGGAACAGCGCGCGCGACGGGCGUGUGAUGCGUGUGUAGUCAGACGUCGCGAGUAUGGAGUCCGCCGUGGACUCAGCGUCGACCGCGAGCGAAGUGAGCGGUUCCUCCGGGGGCUCGCCCAGGGUGAAAGCGGCGUCUCCGGCCCGCGGCCUCAGCCCGCCGCACAUGUUGGCGCCGAGAAUGCCGCUACCGCCGCCAGGACUCGGCCUUCUAGGCUCCCUCCAGAUGAUGCAUCACUCACCCCUCGAGCUGAUGGCGGCGGCUCACCACCACGGCCCGCCUCGUUACGGAAGCCCGCCUCCGAUUUCCACGUCGGACCCUUCGGCCAACGAGUGCAAGCUGGUUGA
Molecule: messenger RNA, 636 nt
Organism: Arctia plantaginis
Lineage: Eukaryota; Metazoa; Arthropoda; Insecta; Lepidoptera; Erebidae
Source: the annotation of a GenBank genome assembly